AAAGGACGCAGUGACGUCACCAGCUCCGACACACAUGUGUUCGAGGAGAGUGGCGUAGUGAAGAGUGUUAAUAUUUCACUUACGUUAAGUCACUUUAGGAAGUUUAAUGAAGUUUAAUAAAGACACAGUGUUAGCUAUGGAACGUGAAAUGACUGCCUUGAGCGGGAAAGCAGUGAGAUAACCCGAACACCAGGCUACACACACGAUGAAGAACAGAAGUGGAAGAAGAGAAAGGAAGAAGAGAAGGAAGAAACGAGUAGAGACGAUAAAUGUGACGCUGUCUCAUGAAGCACCCUUCGUGGACUUGAGAAGAUGGCUUAAACAAAAAGGAUUCAGCUCUAAGUGUUUAAUUCCAGCGAGCUUUACAGAUACAGGAAGAGGGCUGAUGGCUACACAACCCAUUAAGGCCAACGAGUUGGUGAUUUCCUUACCCGAGAGGUGUUUGCUGACUACAAGCUCAGUUCUGAAGAGUUACAUGGGCGAAUACAUAAAGAGGUGGAAGCCACCAGUAUCUCCUCUCAUCGCACUUUGUUCUUUCCUUAUUGCUGAGAGAUAUUACGGAGAUUCGGCAGAAUGGAGCCCUUACAUUAAAGUCCUCCCGAAAUCCUAUACAUGCCCAGUUUACUUCUCAAAUGACAUCAUGGACCUCUUGCCUCUAGAUGUACGGAAAAAGGCUGUGACACAAAAAGAACAGUUCGAGGAGCUUUAUUCCUCUUCGCUGCCGUUCUUCUUGUCCCUUCAGCCCAUUUUUACUCAGCCUGUAGAGGUAGUGUUUACUCAGGAUGCAGUCCGGUGGGCAUGGUGCAGUGUCAAUACUCGUACGGUGUAUAUGGAGCAGGCCCAGAGCGAUUUCCUCUCACGGGAGAAGGAUGUCUUUGCACUGGCACCUUAUCUGGACUUACUGAACCAUUGUCCUGAGGUACAGGUUCAUGCAGGGUUCAACGAGCUGUCCCGUUGCUAUGAGAUCAGAAGUGUUCACGGCUGUAAGAAAUUCCAGCAAGCCUUCAUCUGCUACGGUCCCCAUGACAACCAGCGGCUCGUUUUGGAGUACGGUUUUGUUGCUUCUGGUAAUCAACACAGCGUGGUGUACGUUGACUUGGGAACUCUGAAGAUGUGUCUUAAGGAAGCAGACAGACAGCUAGAGCAGAAACUUCUCUUCCUGAAGGACAAUGAUUUUCUAAGAAACCUAACAUUUGGUGUGGACGGGCCAUCCUGGAGGCUGAUGACGGCACUUAGGCUACUGUCCAUGAAGCCAGAACAAUACUCCUGUUGGAAAAGUAUCCUCCUGGGGGCACCAGUGAGCCAGGACAGAGAGGACUGGUGCAUCCUCAAGGCCCAAAUGCUAUGCCAGCAUCUCUGUGAUGACAAUAGCAAUGCUCUUGCGAGGAUAGCUCAGCUCAAAGAUGGUGCUGACGGGGCUCGGCUGGAGCAGCUCUGCUUGGUCGAGGGUCUGAGACGAGAGGAACAAGCGAUUUUAGAACGCUCCAAACAAGUUCUCCGAAACCUUCUGCCUCAGUCAUCGCCAUGGUGACCAAACAGGACUCAGAACAUGGAACAUUAAAGGAUCCGGAGGAUAUUGUCACUACGUGUGUUCCUGCCAAGACCUGGAGAACUGAGCCAAGUCAGAGCAAAGGGAACUGUGACAUUUCUUGGUAUGAAGAAUAGCUACUCACUAUGGGAGCUUUGGAGUUUGGUGUGUCGGUCUUAAAAAUAAGCAAAUUUUUUUGUGCUGCUGGGUUUUCUUCGUUCCUCAUCUUACAAAUGUUCAACAGACUUGGUCUAAACAGGAGCAUGUCAGUUUGGAAACUUCUGGAAUGGACAUGAAGAGCUGGCGGGUAUCAAUAGGCUAGCAGGGUUAAACCGUUCCUGUGUCUUUCGAAGAUUAAAGUUAACAUCAAUGUAA
Ictalurus punctatus (channel catfish) is the source of this 1903-nucleotide messenger RNA. RefSeq names its product SET domain containing 4 (gene setd4). Gene Ontology annotation, molecular function: histone H3K36 methyltransferase activity; transcription coactivator activity; protein binding. NCBI's taxonomy places the organism in Eukaryota, Metazoa, Chordata, Actinopteri, Siluriformes, Ictaluridae. The transcript is spliced from 10 exons. The record is from RefSeq and is a predicted model, not a curated record. The coding region runs from base 206 to 1531 and encodes 441 amino acids. Gene Ontology annotation, biological process: peptidyl-lysine trimethylation; positive regulation of transcription by RNA polymerase II; peptidyl-lysine dimethylation.